GUCUUGUCGUCCUCGUCGUCUUGGAGCUGUGCCAUCGCUAUCAUCACCAUUGACCUGCGAGCCUGCCCCUCCCUCGGCCGAAUCCUCAUUUCUCUUCAAAGAAGGAAUCUUCAUGCCUGCAUCGUGACUACUGUCCACCUUACUGCUUCCCUUCCACCCUUAAUUACCAUCCCACUCUGCUCGCUAUAAACAAACACACAAUCACUCACUCACUCACUGCUCUUCGUCUUCAUCCCCAACCAACAACCAUCCAUACUUGCACUCUGGGCCACUUUCAUUCUUUCACUCAUUCAUUCGCUAUUAUCCAUCCAUUCUCCCAUACACGCCCGGCCCGCCCAUGGAUCUGCUCGAUCCUCGCACCGGUCCCGACUCUGAUACCUUGUCCUAUCCAAACCCCUUUCUCAACUACACCGCUGCCAAGGCUUGGUUCGUCGACAACGGCGGCCGCUUUCAUGAGAAAUGCUUUCUGGAUCGUAGCUCCACCGGCGUCGCUUUGUAUGCCCGGCAAGACAUCCCUCUUGAUCAUCAUGAUGAUGAUGAUGAUGAUGAUGAUGAUGAUGCCACCACUGAGCCAACAUCUGACAAUGUCAUCUGCUACUGUCCCAUGAAUCUGUCCAUCUCCUACCUCAACGUACUGCCCCCAGAUCACCCACACUUCAAGCUCUCCAUCCCGCAUUUCUAUGAUAGUCUGGCUGCCAAGCUCGUUGCCUCCACCCCUCUCCACGUCGUCUCCUGGUUCUUCUUGGCCGAGCAAUAUCUAAAAGGCAAGGACUCGCCCUGGUACUACUACAUCGCCGCUCUGCCUCCCAUCGGUGACAUUCCCUGGAUAGACGAGGAUUACGUCAAGCCCUGGCUGCGAGGCACAAACCUCUUCCAUGCCACCGACGCAAGAAACGUCCUAUGGAAUUCCUGGAUAGAAAAGGCCUUGCAAAUACUGCGCGACGCCGGCUUCCGUCACCUCGACAAGUACAACUGGGAUCUCAUGCACUGGGCUGCACAGCUCUACUCCUCCAGAGGCUUCACUUCCACACACAUCUUCCCAGACAUCACCCCUCCUCUCUCCAUCCUCUUUCCCGUCAUAGACUUUCUCAAUCACAGCAACGAUGCAAAAGUCACCUGGGCCUUCACUCCCCGCGCCAAUCCAGACGGCUUCUACCUCGAGACCAACCAGUCGCACAAACGGGGCGACCAAGUCUUUAACAACUACGGGCCAAAGUCUAAUGAAGAAUUGAUGCUGGGAUACGGUUUUUGUAUCAAGAACAAUCCAUUCGAUCAUGUCGUCAUGCGUCCCGUCCUCAGUCACCAGCUCGACCAACUGAGCCUCGCCUUCAGAGAAGAACUGGCUGCCUGCUCGGGCAGGAACGUGGUCGAACUGCAGGCCGGUGUCGACUUCUUCAUCCGCAGAGCUGACCACCCGGCUGGCGACUACCGCGCCGCCAACUAUCCCACCCUUCUCACCUUCUUUCACCCUCGUCUGGUGAGGAUGCUGAUCGGGCUCAGCUACGCCACCUCCCAUCGCGUUCGUCGCAACGGCCGGGCCCCCAUCGACUUGGGCAAGCCAGACCAGGGUCGUCUCAUCCUGCAGGCCUAUCGCAACAUUGUCAAGUCUCUCGAGGGCCGCGUCGCCGCUAUCCGCCAGAACCAGAGAGAGAAUGGCGUGCCAGAGAGCGCGCGCCAGAACUUUGCCGUCAUUUACCGCGACUCGCAGCUCGACAUUAUGCUCGACGUCAUCCAGCGCUACACCGAGACGGUCCAGUCCCUUCUCGCCGUCGGCCAACGCCCACUUCCAGACCUCAGCGGCAGCUGCGCCAUUGUCGACCUGACCAAUGUCAUGUACGCCCUGAGGGAGACUAUGCCCGACCACUACGAGGACUUUGUCGACGGCAUCUCGAAUGAGGUGCCCGACACGCGUGAUCCGGCCGAGAUUGUGAGCCACGAGAAUGCCGACACCGUCUUUGUCAUGCUGCUCGCCUUUAUCAGGACGAGCCGGGUCGUGCCCCUGCGGAACGGCCUCAUCCUGCUCCCACAAGCAUGGGUUUCGGACCUCAUGGCCUCCUACACCCGUCCCAUUGCCGAUGCCGUAGACACUGUCAGCAGACCCUUUUGCGAGUCGGUAAUCGAGCUCGCCCGGCAUGGCCGCAGCCCGUCCUCGGUCUGGCUGGAGAAUGAGCCCGAGAAUGACAUGGUCGAGAAUAUGGUGUGGGCCAUGUGGGUCUUUGGCCACGAGGCCUGGCACUGGGAGGGCAGGGACGUUAUUUAUGUCCGAGAUUUGGUUGGCACCGUACCCUUUCAUGGCUAUGCCAAGGAGGACUGGCUGUGGCCAGACUGUCCCGCUCCAGCCGAGGGCGGCGGCGGCGGCGGCGGCGGCAACGUUGACGGCGGCGACGACGACGGCGAUUCGGGGGUGACCAGAGACGACGGUGAUUCGGGGGCGACAGCAGCAGCAGCGGAGGACAAUUCGGAUCUUGGUUCUUCUGAGGCGGUCGGUGGUGGUGGUGCUGCUGCUGCUGCUCCUAGGCCCAUGAUUCGCGCAAGAGUCUCCUCCGGUCUGGCCCCAACAAUGCCGUCGAGAGUGACGGAGAGAAUGGCCGAGCAAGCGCCGUCGAGACAGCCGUCGACGGGGAACCUGUACACUGCCAGUAAUGGUGUCAACGGUCAUGCUGCCGACGGUCCUGCUGUCAACGGUCAUGCUGCCGACGGUCCUGCUGUCAACGGUCAUGCUGCCGAUGGUCCUGCUGUCAACGGUCAUGCUGCCGACGGUCCUGCUGUCAACGGUGAUGCUGUCAACGGUGAUGCUGUCAACGGCCGUGCUGCCGAUGGUCCUGCCGUCAACGGUGAUGCUGUCAACGGCCAUGCUGUCAAUGGAUCAUCAAGCGGAGCCAACUAGAAGAAAAAAAAAACCUUCGCAUCAUCAAGGCCAGGAGCUGCCGUGCUCAAAGUCGCCGCAAACUCCCUUUUAUACCAUUAGAGAAUUGACAAUCUAACACCACAACGCCCACUCCCAUGAUUUUCAUCUCCAAAAUCAGGCCCACGCACAUCGUCCACACAUGCUUCCAAGACAAGCCCCCUUCGUUUCCACUCCGUGCACGGAAUGGCCUAUCGAUCUUACCAUACUAUUCGUAAUCUUCUGUCUCGUCCGUCAGCAGACAGUUAUUGCUGGCAGUCACCUUGCAGUGUGCCACCCUUUGUACUAGCAGGAGUCAAGAGAGAUGAACGCCCAGCAGGUGUGUCACCGCUGAAAGUCAUGUAAUUGCACACGACUAUAAUGCGCAGAGACAUGUAUGAGCA
This is a messenger RNA of Pseudovirgaria hyperparasitica, 3288 nucleotides long. RefSeq names its product SET domain-containing protein. Gene Ontology annotation, biological process: peptidyl-lysine monomethylation. Gene Ontology annotation, molecular function: protein-lysine N-methyltransferase activity. The record is from RefSeq and is a predicted model, not a curated record. Gene Ontology annotation, cellular component: nucleus. Lineage: Eukaryota; Fungi; Ascomycota; Dothideomycetes; Acrospermales; Acrospermaceae. Bases 338 to 2887 code for a protein of 849 amino acids. The transcript is spliced from 2 exons.